GAUGAUGAUGUGUCAGAUCUUCAGUAAGUUCGGCUCCGUGAUGAAGAUCAUCACCUUCACCAGAAACAAUCAGUUCCAGGCGCUGCUGCAGUUCAGCGACACCGUGCACGCUCAGCACGCCAAGGCCUCCCUGGACGGCCAGAACAUCUAUAACAGCUGCUGCACGCUGAGGAUCGACUUCUCCAAACUGAGCGCGCUCAACGUGAAAUACAACAACGAUAAGAGCCGCGACUUCACCCGCGGCGACCUGCCGAGCGGCGAGAUGGACGCCGGCGCCGCCUUCGGUAAGCCCCGCCCACGCUAACGCUGCAUCUAAAGCUA
Etheostoma cragini (Arkansas darter) is the source of this 321-nucleotide messenger RNA. RefSeq names its product polypyrimidine tract-binding protein 1-like. Gene Ontology annotation, cellular component: nucleus. Gene Ontology annotation, biological process: regulation of RNA splicing. The coding region runs from base 2 to 304 and encodes 100 amino acids. The transcript has 2 exons. Gene Ontology annotation, molecular function: mRNA binding. The record is from RefSeq and is a predicted model, not a curated record. NCBI's taxonomy places the organism in Eukaryota, Metazoa, Chordata, Actinopteri, Perciformes, Percidae.